Seminavis robusta is the source of this 2085-nucleotide messenger RNA. The record is from the annotation of a GenBank genome assembly. NCBI's taxonomy places the organism in Eukaryota, Bacillariophyta, Bacillariophyceae, Naviculales, Naviculaceae.
AUGAAGACUAGUGCUGGUGGUCGCACAGCCGCUGGCUCUUCCUUGGCGGCAGCAUGGCCGUUGGCAGUUGUCUUGAUGACAUUCUUGUCUCCCACAGCCACGGCAUUUGAUGAAGAAAAAAAUUGGUACACUCGUUAUCCUGCCUAUCCUCCCUACUGUUCGACCCCUGAUGAAAUGGCCACUCGCGGAAUUCCCCCUCUCGAUGUGGAUGGUGGUGGCAAUAGCUCUCUGAAGCUGGGAGACUCGAGUUUAAGGCAUGUCACUGUGCUUUUGCGACAUGGUGCUCGCACGCCCUGGGGUAAUACUUUGAACUGCUGGGAUGACUACUGGUCCAAUCCUGAGACUGGAGUUUGGGAUUGCAAUCUCACGGCAUGGCUAUCGCCACCUCCACCGGAACGAGUCACCGAAGAAGGUGCCGAAGCAGGAAAUGACGAAGCCAUGUUUCUUUUUGAAAAGCGAUAUGAUGCCUUGAACUUUCCUAGUGGCAACCUGUCCAACUUCUUGAAUGGCACUUGUCAAAAGGGUCAGUUGCUGUUGCAAGGGUACAAGCAAGAAUUGCAGAAUGGAAAGUUUUUGAGAGACGCAUAUAUCCACGACAACUCCAACGAAAACACCCCUCGUUUGACAUUACUGGAUGUCAGACCUGGAAGGGGCUACCUGAAAAAUGGACCCUGGCAAGCUGUUUACUAUCGUGUCGACGAUGAAGCUCGGACCCUCAUGUCGGGACAAGUCAUCCUGAGGGGCUUGUUUGGAAAGGAAAUGGAUCACUACUACGAAAAGAAAAGCAAAUACCCUGUCAUCCCCUUGCAUACAGCUGACUACAAAAGAGAUAUCAUUUCAACCAAUGAAAACAUUUGUCCUCGACUGAAAGAGAUGCGAGAGGACAUGGAGAACAGUACCGAGUAUGCUGCAAAGUUCAAAGAGUCGGAAGAAGCCAAAACAUUGAUCGACUUCACCCGCACUGUUCUCCAACUUCCCGACCAAACCCAAGACAUGCAUGCCAUCGAUUGUUUGAUGACGACAAUGUGCACGGAUCGUCCUCUGCCGGAUGCCGUCAACGAUUAUCAGCCCAGCAAUCGCCGAGAGGAGCAAGAAAUCCAGGUGGAGCAGCCAGAAGGGAGUGGUGACUAUGGUCCCAAUCUCUUCAAUCGUUUGAUGGAUUUGGACGUGGAAAAGUACACACAUGUCUCAAAGGCCAAUGACUCAGAAUACGCCAAGUUGGCCAUGGCUCCCUUGUGGCACGAAAUCUUGGAUAAACUGGAACCUCACUUGAGCAGUGACGAUGCAAGUCCCAAGCUUGCCGUCUAUUCUGGACAUGACACCACCAUUAUUCACCUACUGGCUUCGUUAGGCCAAAACGUUUGGGGCGACAAGGAUUGGCCACCUUAUGCCAGUAUGAUCGCCAUUGAGAUUCAUGAAUUCAAGCAGGACACAGACAAGUUUCCUACCGGUUUUGCCUUUCGACUCAUCUUCAAUGGGGAAGCUAUCACCAGCCUCAUUGAUGGAUGUCGCGCCGAUAUGGAUGUAUGCGAUGUCACUGUGCUGCUCAAUCGCGUCAAGAGUUUUGCUAGUAACUUGGAUAAUCGCGACUGUUCACCCAAGAAGCAAGCGCCCCCCGAAGAAGAAACAACCGAAGAAGAAACAACUGAAGAAGGAGCUUUGGAUCUUGCAAACUUGGAUCUCGAUAUAUUCCGCUCAAUCACGCCGGACGACGAAAUGGACUAUAUGAAGAGUGAAGGCAAACACAUUAUAGCAACUCCAGAGGGCAUUGUUGCGUUGGUUUUCAUCUGCCUUCUCUGCUUCAUUUUGGGCAGCAUGUUUUCCUGUUUUUGCUGCAAGUUGUGUUGUCGCGUUCGAAGACGUCCACGCGGCAGUCAAUUGGUUGCAACCGACGAUAACUGCGAUGACCUGGCGCUCACAACCACUGGCGAAAGCAGCUACCACGACAAUGCAGAAGAGAGCAACUUUGACAAUGAUGGUCAGACCAAAAGCUACACUGAUGACUACGGGGCUACGGAGGCUGGACGGGGCUACCGCGGAAAGGGCUACCGCGACCCCCCUGGUUUCAACAACCGCAUAUCAUAA